Molecule: messenger RNA, 4620 nt
Organism: Liolophura sinensis
Lineage: Eukaryota; Metazoa; Mollusca; Polyplacophora; Chitonida; Chitonidae
Product: lysine-specific demethylase 5A-like
Exons: 29
Coding region: 115-4473 (1452 amino acids)
Biological process (GO): chromatin remodeling; regulation of DNA-templated transcription
Cellular component (GO): chromatin; nucleus
Molecular function (GO): DNA binding; histone H3K4me/H3K4me2/H3K4me3 demethylase activity
Source: RefSeq, a predicted model, not a curated record
CGACAACAUUUUCACGCAAGAUGUCUAAUAGGUUUGCUGUAAUAUUGUUGUAACAUUGGAUUUUGACAGUUCUGGGAGACACAAAACACGCGAGACUGGUACAGUGGCAGCAAGAUGCAGUCAGAUGACCCGUAUCUCUGCUUUGUACCACCUCCCGAAGCUCCAGUCUUUACACCCACAGAAGAGGAAUUCGUUGAUCCGUUGGGAUACAUUGCUAAAAUACGACCCAUCGCGGAGAAGACGGGCAUAUGUAAAGUUAAACCUCCACCGGAUUGGCAGCCACCUUUUGCAGUAGAUGUUGACCGUUUCAAGUUUGUACCUCGAGUACAAAGACUCAAUGAAUUGGAGGCUAAAACUCGAAUAAAACUAAAUUUUUUGGACCAGUUGGCAAAAUUUUGGGAACUUCAGGGAUGUAGUUUGAGGAUUCCACAAGUGGAACGGAAAUUUCUGGAUUUGUACAAGUUCUUCCACACUGUUAAAGAAGAAGGGGGCUUUGAACAUGUGUGUAAGGAGAGAAAAUGGUCCAAAAUUGCUGCCAAGUUAAAUUACCCUGUUGGCAAGGGGGUUGGUGGUAUCUUACGAGGUCACUUUGAGAGAAUUCUCUACCCAUAUGAGCUAUUCAAGUCCGGAAAGACCUUCCAGCAGAAAGUUAAUGUUAAAACGGAAGAGGAUGACGAGGAUAAGAAAGACAAGGACUAUAAGCCGCACGGUAUUGCCUCCAAAACUGCAGCAGGCGGAUAUUCCCGAAAAUCCAAACGCUACUUUAAAGAGGACCCAGAGGUAGAUUAUUCUGCUAAUUCGGAACUGAAGAAACUUCAGUUUUAUGGAGCUGGGCCAAAAGCUGCAGUUCCCAAUGCAGCUGUUAAAGAAGAAAAAAUUGACAAGAAGGAAGUCCUUGUUAGCAAGACCCAGAAGAUGACGCAGAAAGCUGGUGCUGUCAACCAACUCAGUAAUUGGAUUAUUCCAAAGGUUGACCUUUAUAUGUGUCACACAUGUGGCCAGGGAGAUGGGGAGGAGUUCAUGCUGCUGUGUGAUGGAUGUGAUGAUGCUUUCCAUACCUACUGCCUCGUGCCACCCAUGCCUGAUAUACCGAAAGGUGACUGGCGUUGCCCAGAGUGUAUCAAAAAGGCAUGUAGCAAGCCGCAAGAUCCCUAUGGAUUUGAGCAAUCCACUAAAGAAUACAGUCUGCAAUCUUUUGGAGAGAUGGCAGACCAGUUCAAAUCUGAAUACUUUAACAUGCCCGUCCAUAUGGUACCAUGUGAAAUGGUAGAAAAAGAAUUCUGGAGACUAGUUAAUUGCAUAGAGGAGGAUGUUAGUGUGCAGUACGGAGCUGAUAUCCAUGCGUCAGAAUGUGGAAGUGGAUUCCCUACCAAAAAGACCAGAGAUCUGUUUCCUGAUGAUGAGGAGUAUAUCAACUCUGGCUGGAACUUGAACAAUCUACCAGUGCUGGAACAAAGUGUUUUGUGUCAUAUAAAUGCUGACAUAUCUGGAAUGAAGAUUCCCUGGUGCUAUGUAGGUAUGUGUUUCAGCAGUUUUUGCUGGCACAUAGAAGACCAUUGGAGUUACUCUAUUAAUUAUAUGCACUGGGGUGAGCCUAAGACGUGGUAUGGUGUUCCUGGGGAUUCAGCAGAUAAAUUUGAAAGUGUUAUGAAGAGGACGGCCCCAGAGUUGUUUGAAAAUGCCCCAGAUCUGCUCCAUCAGCUGACAACCAUCAUGAACCCAAAUAUUCUGAUGGCUCAUGAUGUUCCGAUUGUGAGAACGAAUCAACAUGCAGGAGAGUUUGUUAUCACGUUCCCACGCUCCUACCAUGCAGGCUUCAAUCAAGGUUACAAUUUCGCUGAGGCAGUGAACUUCUGUCCUGCUGACUGGUUGAAUAUUGGGCGUGGGUGCAUUGAGCACUAUAGACAGUUGCACCGCCAGUGUGUGUUUUCUCAUGAAGAGCUGAUUUGUAAGAUGGCAGCUGACCCGGACAGCUUGGACCUGCCUAUUGCUGCAGCCACCCAUGAGGACAUGCUGUACAUGGUUGAGGAAGAGAAGAAAUACCGCAAGGCUUUGUUGGACAGGGGAACGGUGAACGCGGAACGGGAGGCAUUUGAACUGUUGCCAGAUGAUGAGCGACAGUGCCAGUUUUGCAAGACAACCUGUUUUCUUUCAGCCGUGACUUGCACCUGCAGUCCAGAUAAACUUGUUUGUAUCAGCCAUGUCGACAAGCUGUGUAAAUGCCCAUCAUCUAAUCACUGCUUGCGGUAUCGGUAUACACUUGAUGAGCUGCCCAUCAUGUUACAUCGACUGAAAGUCAGGGCCGAGUCCUAUGAUAACUGGGCAACUAAUGUAAGAAAUGCCUUAGAUGCGAAGGAGGAAAUCGACAAGCUGGACCUGGAGGAGCUGAAGGAAUUGAUCACAGAAGCAGAGGAGAAGCGCUUCCCCGAUGAUGACCUAUUGCAAACAUUAAUUAGUGCUGUGUCUGAAGCAGAGAAAUGUGCUAAUGUGGCCAAUCAGCUGGUCACAAAGAAAGUGAGAACCAGAAAUCGUCAGUCCGGAGAGGGAAAAUACUCAGCAAAACUGAGCCUAGAGGAACUGAACUGUUUCUAUGAGCAAGUCACAAACUUACCUUGUGUAAUAACAGAAGCCAAGCUAAUCAAAGAUCUUAUUGACAAGGUGACUGACUUCCAGAAUGAGGCUUUAGAUGCCUUACAUGAGGAAACUCCUGAUUCUGAGAAACUGGCGAAGUUGAUAGAAUUUGGGGUUACACUAGACGUGGAUCUGCCUGAAAUCCCAAAACUGAAACAGGUGUUACUGCAGGCCCGCUGGCUGGACGAUGUGCGCCUAGCCCUCAGUGACCCUCAGAAUGUUACCCUAGAUGUGAUGAGAAAGUUGCUAGACUCUGGAGUAGGGCUGGCCCCUCACCCAGCUGUAGAGAAGGCUAUGGCAGAGCUACAGCAGCUGCUGACCAUUAGUGAGAGGUGGGAAGAGAAAGCCAGGAUCUGUCUGCAGGCCAGACCACGACAUAUAAUGACAACCUUGGAAGCCAUCAUAAACGAGGCCCGUGGUAUCCCAGCCUUCUUACCUAAUGUGGUGGCUCUAAAGGAAGCAGUUAGAAAGGCUCGUGAAUGGAUGAACAAGGUUGAAGGAAUUCAGAGCAGUGAUCUCUACCCCUAUCUGGAUGUGCUGGAAAACAUGGUGAACAAGGGGAGACCCAUUCCUGUACGCUUGGACCUGCUGCCACAGGUGGAAUCACAAGUUGCUGCAGCGAAGUCAUGGAGAGAAAGAACUGCAAGAACAUUCCUGAAGAAAAAUUCAACAUUUUCAUUACUUGAGAUACUAUCACCGAGGUCAGACAUAGGUGUUUACAGCAUGGGUAAGAACAAAAAGAAGAAAAUCAAAAUGGAAACAGAUAAGGAUAGAAGAGAGACUGAAAACAAUAACCAUUACGAGUGCAGGGCUGAGGAAGCCAGAGAUCCAGCUGCUAUGGUGGCAUCAUUCAAGGUGGCAGAGCAGCGAGAAGUGGAAAUGAUGAGGGCACUUAGGGUUAGAAAUCUGGAGAAACAUAAUCAGGAUGGAUCUGAUGCCCUCUACUGUGUCUGCAGAAAGAACAGUUCUGGCUUCAUGCUUCAGUGUGAACUUUGUAAAGACUGGUUCCAUGGUACCUGUGUUGCUCUCCCAAAGUCUGCCAACAUGAAAAACAAGAACUCGCCGUCAGCUGCAGUGCAGGCUGCUAAGGAGAUGAAGUAUUUGUGUCCACUGUGUUUACGCUCUCGUCGACCACGGCUAGAGACAAUUUUAUCUUUGCUGGUGUCCCUACAAAAACUGCCUGUGCGUCUACCUGAGGGAGAAGCACUACAAUGUUUGACAGAAAGGGCUAUGGCAUGGCAGGAUAGGGCCAGGCAGGAACUGGCAACCACAGAACUGGCCUCUGCUUUAGCAAAACUCAGCGUUCUUAGUCAGAAAAUGGUGGAACAGGCUGCCAGAGAGAAAACAGAGAAAAUCAUCAAUGCUGAGCUGAUGAAAGCAGCAAAUAAUCCUGAUCUACAGGGCCACCUUGCUAGUGUUACACACAGUGCAUUUAGUGGGGUACAGAACGCUAAUCUUGUCAAGGGUGAGUCAAGUCUCUCAAGUGUGGACAGUGAAAAUUCACAAUCUAUGCAGCUGCCUCCCAGCCCUCCAUCCCAGCCAGAUGAGGCCAUACUAGAGCCAGACCCUGCUGCAAAUCUUUCAGGAAUGUCCAUGGAACAUGCAUACUCAUCAGUGUCCAAGAAUAGUCAGGGUGCAACUGUGCGGAAACACCAGAGGAAGUCUCCUCUUGUUCCACGUCAGAUGGAGGCCCCGAUCUUGGAGUUGUCAGAGAUGGCGCGAGCAAGGCUGGAAGAGCUGAUGAUGGAAGGGGAUCUUCUGGAGGUUUCACUGGAUGAGACGCAGCACAUCUGGCGAAUACUGCAGGCAUGCCUACCCAAAACCAGAGGACAAAUUUUUUGACUCAGAAGAAAGUGGUGAAUCCGACAUAAAACCAAAGAUUGAUAAGGAGACAGGCAAAUUUUUGUCUGAAAUUAAAGAAAAGAAGAAACGAAAGAAGCGAAAAGAGCUGCUUGAGGGAAUUGAAGGAGUGCACAUAAAGAAGAUCAA